AUUAUUGCAGUGGUGUGGGGAGGAAUUUCAAUUAUGAGUGGUCAUGUAUCAGCUGAGCAACUAACUAAUCUGUUGGAGCAAGUGAAAAGGUUCUUCAGUUAAUGGACUUGUUGCCCAGCGACCAAGUCUUAUCAAAAGGUGUGAAGUUGCAGAGGGUAAUGGGACAUAUUCAGUUUGUAAAUGUUUCUUUUCGCUAUCCUUCAAGGGCAAAAACCCCCGUACUAGAUGGCAUAAAUGUUUCCGUACAAGCACAUGAAGUGGUUGCAAUUGUUGGUCUGAGUGGUAGUGGAAAAAGCACAUUGGUGAAUCUUUUGCUUCGUCUUUAUGAACCAAUCACUGGUCAGACUGUCAUCAAAUUUUGUUCUGACAUGAAAGCAAAAAGAACCGUCAUUGUCAUAGCACGCAGGCUUUCAACCAUAAAAGCUGCUGACAGAAUCGUUGUAAUGGAUGUUGGUCGAAUCACUGAGAUGGGUAAUCACACAGAGCUCCUCGAGAAGGAUGGAUUAUAUGCAAAAUUGGUUGGAGCUCAAACAGAUACUUUGGCUUGACCCAGCAAUAUGAUUCAGAUGUUCUUUUGAAAACACUAGUGAAAUAGCGUUCAUCCCAUUUUUCUCUCCAUAAUGCUCAAUUUUGGAUUUCUCCAUUGUGUAGUAGGCUGGGCCUGGGCCUUUAUAUAUAUUUUUUCCAACAAUAAAAAGUGAAAGAAGAAAAAUCGUCAUGGAUUGCCACAUCAGACUCAAAUAGAGGUGGACGGACGCAGAACAUCACGUACAAGUACAACUUAAAACUUACAACACAAGAAUAUUGCUUUUAUAGUGGAAAAAGGGAAUUGACUUGUAGACCAAAGGUCUCAUGGUAUCUUAGUUGUGUGUGUGAGAAACCCCUUGUUUUCCUAUUGUUGAGCACUAUAAUAAGAAUAUGGAUGCCGACAUACGGGGCAUCACAAGUGAUCUUUC
Messenger RNA from Prunus avium (sweet cherry), 956 nucleotides. Lineage: Eukaryota; Viridiplantae; Streptophyta; Magnoliopsida; Rosales; Rosaceae. The record is from RefSeq and is a predicted model, not a curated record.